AACCAAGCGACACGAAGACCCUUCACCGCCAACGUGUCACCACAGUCCCGCAGUGCAGUCCCAUACACACAGUCACACUCCUUUAUCUUCUUCUUCCUGAUCUUAUCGUAUUCGUACGGGCGUUAUUAUUACUAAUAGACCGUUGCCGUUAAAUAUUGAAUUUACCUACUCUCUUUAAUUACGCGCAAAGGCCAACGGGUCGAACGGACAGCUGAGACACGUCCAUCCAAAUCCCGACUCCCAUAUCGACGGCCAACAUUCACUCCUCUCCUUUUUGUUUUUCUUUACCAAAUCGACUCAAUUGCAGAUUCCUUUCCUUUAAGAAGAAGCUACCUUCCACUACUUCUGAUUCAUUACCACCUCACCGCCCCACUCUCGAUCUCUGUAAACUCAUGGAUUCUCUAAUUCACUUCCUUCUUUGUCUCUCCUUGCCAAAUCCUCUUGUGUAUAUAAUUCCAUUCCUUUAAACAUAAGCUUCGUUCAGCUGCUUGUGCUCUGCUUCACUACCACCGCCUGACACUCUGUGUCUGUGACUGUAACCUCAUGGAUUCUCUUCUUUUGCAAUGUUGGGUUCUCUUCGUCUUCACAGCUGCGGUCACGCUUUGCGGUUUACUUGCACGGGCUGAGCUUCCAGGCUCCUGGGAGCUUCUGGUCGCAAAUGCCGGCAUAGCCUCCAUGCACACGGCCGUCACCCGCUACAAUACCGUCGUCCUCCUCGAUCGUACUAACAUCGGCCCAUCCCGUAAGAUGCUCCCCAGGGGCCACUGCCGGUACGAUCGCACUGACGCAUUUCUCAAGCGCGAUUGCUACGCUCACUCUGUCGUUCUGGACCUGCAGACCAACAACAUCCGGCCCUUGAUGAUCCUCACCGACACUUGGUGCUCCUCCGGCCAGUUUCUCCCGGAUGGUACGCUGUUACAGACGGGUGGGGACAUGGACGGGUUGAAAAAGAUCCGAAAGUUCGAACCGUGCGAGGCACACCUGUUUUGCAACUGGGUUGAGCUUAAAGAUGUGGAAUUGGUGAAUGGGCGGUGGUACGCUACGAACCAGAUAUUACCUGAUGGUUCGGUGAUUAUUGUCGGUGGGAGGGCAACGAACACGAUUGAGUAUUACCCGCCGAGAAAAGGAGGCGCCGUCUUGUUUCCAUUCCUUGCCGACGUCGAGGAUACUCAGAUGGACAAUUUAUACCCUUACGUUCAUCUCCUCCCCAACGGUCGCCUUUUCAUCUUCGCUAAUAACAAAGCAGUAUUGUACGAUCAUGAGGCUAACAAAGUUAUUAGAGAUUUUCCACCGUUGGCCGGUGGCCCACGAAACUACCCAUCAGCUGGAUCAUCGGCGAUGCUGGCACUCCAAGGGGACUACUCGACGGCCGUGAUUGUCGUGUGCGGCGGGGCACAGUACGGUGCGUUUCUGGAGAAGAGUGCGGAAACCCCGGCCCACGGUAGCUGCGGCCGCAUCGUAGCGACUGCAUCGGACCCAGUUUGGGAAAUGGAGGAUAUGCCAUUCGGCAGGAUAAUGGGGGACAUGGUUAUGCUCCCCACUGGCGACGUCCUUAUUAUCAAUGGAGCCCAGGCAGGGACCCAAGGGUUCGAGAUGGCCUCCAACCCGUGUCUUUACCCGCUUCUUUAUCGACCCGAUCAACCCGUCGGGUUACGGUACAUGACGUUGAACCCAGGAACCGUCCCCAGAUUGUACCACUCCACCGCGAACCUGUUACCGGACGGGAGGAUUUUAAUAGCGGGAAGUAAUCCUCACUACUUUUACAAAUUCAAAGCCGAGUUCCCGACGGAGCUACGGAUCGAAGCGUUUUCACCGGAGUACUUGUCGGCAGACCGUGCGAAUAUCCGACCUGAGAUCCAGGGAAUUCCUGAAAGGGUACGUUACGGAGAGGUCUUCGACGUCUCAGUAUCGGUUCCGUUGCCGGUGGUGGGGAUCGUGGAGGUCAAUUUCGGAAGCGCGCCUUUUGCAACGCAUUCAUUUUCCCAAGGUCAAAGGCUAGUGAAAUUAGCCGUUACAAACACCUUUCCUGACGGUAACGGUCGUUAUAGAAUCGGAUGUACAGCGCCGCCAAAUGGGAUGGUUGCUCCGCCGGGUUAUUACAUGGCAUUUGCUGUCAACCAGGGCGUGCCAAGUGUCGCUCGUUGGGUGCAACUGGUGGACUAAUAAGUUUUUGAAUCAUUUUUAAAUUAAUUUUAUGUAAAGAAAUGGAACAGUUUAGCCUUUCUAU
This is a messenger RNA of Juglans microcarpa x Juglans regia, 2227 nucleotides long. RefSeq names its product aldehyde oxidase GLOX-like. The record is from RefSeq and is a predicted model, not a curated record. NCBI's taxonomy places the organism in Eukaryota, Viridiplantae, Streptophyta, Magnoliopsida, Fagales, Juglandaceae. The coding region runs from base 544 to 2163 and encodes 539 amino acids. The transcript has a single exon.